AUGAUGAUGGACAAACCAAAGCCCGGAGAAUGCACAAAAGAAGAGGAAGCGGAACAAGUGAAAGCAGAAUGGGAGCCGCAGGACGACAAAACGCUGGACGAACUCAAGCAAGGUAUUGUCACAGGCCCAGUAUUGAAGAGACCCAAUGCAAAGAGACAAUUCUACUUGAAAACGGACUGGUCAAGCAACGCCAUGGGAGCGGUCCUCCCACAAGCGGACACGACAGAAGAAGCAGAGGAAUCAAUGAGGAAAGAGAUCGAAGGAGGAAAAUGCGAGUUUGACAAAUCAAUGUCAAAACUCAGACUCAGACCCAUAGCAUUCAUAUCGAGAAUAUGCAAGGGCAAAGAGCGAGACUGCCAUUCCUUUGUGGGAGAAGCAGUAACAGGUCGAUGGGCGAUGAAGAAGUUCCGACAAUGGCUCAUCGAAAAAGAAUUUACGUGGAUCACGGACUGCAGCGGACUAACCAAGUUCUUUGAAGGCGAAUACGACAUCACACACACACUACAACAGUGGAAACUAGAGAUAUUGACAUUCAUCUUCACUAUAGUUCACAGACCAGCGAAGAUGCUCACAGAAUGCGACCUCCUGUCAAGAUACGAGGGCAUCCUAAGCACAUGGAGGAAUAGGGAAGAAUCCCACACAGACAACCCGAUCAUUGCUGCGGCAUGGAAACUCAGAGAAGACGAAGCCUCGCCCUGGCCCAGACAGCACCUACUACCCACUGUGAAAGGCGAAGGGAUUACAACACGAACAGAACUAGCGCAAAUAUGCAACACAGCAAGAGCAACAUGGAUCAUUGGAAGAUCCCUAGACACCAUCAUGGACAGCUUCGAAUUACUUGGAGGAACCAUCAUGCUAACAGCUAGCACCAGCGAGGAGGAAUAUUGGCAGCUACAACACGACAUACCAAACAUCGAAACGUUUGCCAAAAGGCUGGUCAACAACACAGCACAACCGCCAGUAGAAUGGUUGAUUGUAACCAACAUACAAAUCAACAAACUCGGAGGCCCUUUGCACCAUCAUCAGAAAAGCAACGACACAGGGAGCAACACAAUGCAUACUCAUUUGGACAGGAAAGCCAACCGACAAGAUCAUCGACGAAUGGGAACAAUACAUCAAAAGAGAAACUAG
Cylindrotheca closterium is the source of this 1131-nucleotide messenger RNA. The record is from the annotation of a GenBank genome assembly. Lineage: Eukaryota; Bacillariophyta; Bacillariophyceae; Bacillariales; Bacillariaceae.